Molecule: messenger RNA, 1299 nt
Organism: Zychaea mexicana
Lineage: Eukaryota; Fungi; Mucoromycota; Mucoromycetes; Mucorales; Lichtheimiaceae
Exons: 3
Coding region: 1-1299 (432 amino acids)
Source: RefSeq, a predicted model, not a curated record
AUGGAGGUGUGGGGUAGUAGUAAUAGUGGUAGUAGCAGCAGCAGAUCAGCAAACAGCAACUACAGCUGCGCCUCGUUUGCACAGCGAUUGCGACAUCGAAUUCUUGUUUUUGACAGUUUCCGCAAGAAGAAAAGCAGCAAGAAAUCAUCCAACCCAUUUACUACGUCUGGUCUGCGAAAGACAAAGUCGACAGGCAAUAUUGCUGACGAGAACCAGACAUGCACUCGACAAACCACGUCAACCACUGCACCUGCAACCGAUGAGCUGCAGCUCCCUGCAGCAGCAGCAGCAGCAGCAUCAUCAGCAUCUUCUUCUUCUUCUUCUUCCUCCACACCCAAAGCAGGUGCCGCCGCCGCAGCACCAAGCAUCAAGCCAGACGAAGAAGCAGCAACAAAAGUUGGCGGCAGCACGUCCAGCAGCAGCGCAGACGAAGCAGUAGCCUAUGACGACGCUACGAGCAGCAGCGAUGACGAGGACGAUGCAUCUUCCGUGUCUUCUGUCUCAUCUUCAUCGUCGUCAAGUGACGAAGGAGAUGAAGAAGACGACAGCACUUCCGCCUCGUCUGAUUCUGACAGUGUUUCAAGUUUACCAAAUGAUAAUACCCGACGACGGCCCGGACACAUGACUAUUCCACGUGCGCAGGUGAAAGCUAAUUCGUCUCCCUCGACUCCUCAGGAAUCCACCGACAGGGGCAACUACUUUUCUUCUGGCGAUUUGGAGCUGCUCUUGUCCCAGGAGACGCAAGCCCGCAUUGACGCUCAAGAAAAGGCCGCUGCGGAUGCUGCUGCCGCUGCAGCUCCGGCGCCAAGAAAGACAGCACUUCGGUUUGAGUUGCCGGUGACACCUUCCAGAUCCAGGUCGCCGAAUCCCGCAUACUCGGCUUACUCGAGACCACGUCAACGAUGGUCAUUGCCUGACGAGAAGAUGCUUGACGACGGUCAGAAGAAGAAGAAAAAGAAGAAAAAGAGCAAGAAGAGCAGCAGCAAAAAGUCCAAGAGACGAUCCAAGUGGAAGAAUCGGAUCAUGGGUUCGGACGAUGAAAAGAACAGCGACGCAGAGGAGCAGCCACGCGUACUAAAGGUGGGCGAUAAGGUGUAUCUGCUUCAUCGUCCUUUGCCAAUCUUUGGCCACGUCCGUUACAUGGGCACCGUGAACUUCGAUAUAGGUGACGACUGGGUCGGUGUCGAAUUGGAAAGUCGAGUCGGCAAAAACGAUGGGUCGGUCAACGGACACCGCUAUUUCCAAACAGAUCCGCACCGAGGCAUCUUUGUCAGAAAGGCUGAACUCGGAUUUACGUAA